AUGGCUGAGAUGGAGGAGUUCUCCCCCAUGCCCCCGCGGCGCACCCCACGCCGUACCCCCCGUGUGCUGCGCCUGGACCCGGCCCUGCUCCAGCGGCGGGUGUUGGAGGACCAGGUGGAACUGUGGUGGUUCCGCGAGCCGCGGCGCUCCCUGCUCUGCUACUGCAUCUCAGUGAGCUUCGUCCUGGGCUUGGGGCUGGGCGGUGUAGGCCUCCUCUCCACCACCACCAGCCUGUCCGGGGAGUGGCGCCUGGGUGUGGGCACCAUGCUCUGCCUCCUAGCUCUGGCUGUCCUCCUCAAACAGCUCCUAAGCUCCGCCGUCCAGGAUAUGAAUUGCGUUCGCAGCCGGAGGCGGAUAGAGUUAAUGAAGAGCGGUGGGCGGGCGGACCCGUUGGUCAUCCUUUUCACCGGGAUGGCAUUGGCACUCUGCGGAGGGGUCCUACUCUACAUGUCGCUGGCCAGCGGGCACCAUGGGCCCGGGCAGCGCCACAGGGAUAUGUUCCUGUCCGGGGUGGUGCUACUGUGGGCAGGGGGCGCCACCGGGCUGGCGGUGGCCGGGUACUUGCUGGUGGUGCACCUCCAGCAGAGGAGAGAGAGGAGGAUGUUGCAGAGGCGGAGGAGGGGAGGGAGGGGGUUGCGGGACAGGGCAGUCAGGGUGUUUACAGUCUCCUCUAGUAGAACUAGCCUCAUCUGAGAGAGCAGACCUGGGUCUUGUUCAUUAGGCACCAAACAGCGUUGCCCUAAUGAACACUACCCUUGGUUCAAAUAGUAUUUGUAUUUCUUUAAAAUACUUGAGCUGUGCUUGAUUGAGCAAUGGGACCAGAGCCAUAAAAACUGUAUACAUCCCAUGUCUGCUGAAGAAGAGAGGAGAGGAAAACAAGUGAGGAGAGGAGAGCAGGAGGUGAGAAGAGGAUUGGAGAGGGAGGAAAGUUAGGAGAGAUGAGACUAGGGGACUUAAUAGAUGACGGGACUUGAGGGGAGGGAAAGAUAGGAAAAGGGUAUCACCACUCUCUCUCCCUGGUCUGUAACAGAGUCCUGUGUUUGUUGCUGGCACUGUGACUGCGUCAUCCUGUUGACUAAUGCCCACUGCAGACCGUGCCCACUAUGCCCACUGUGCCAUUCACCGCUGCUGUGUUGUGGGAACCAGGCUGUGCAGGGUGACACCAGCCCCACGGACCCCCAGGACCCUCAGUCAGACCAGCCAUUGUUUCUGUCAGUGGCAGUAUGAGUGCUACACUGCCGUCGUCACAAACAAGCCACUCGCAGGGAGGAGACCCGACCAAGUCACAUGGUUCUAGUUUGUCUGUGUUGUUUUGACUCACGUGUCCUAUUUGAUGUUAUUAUAUUGACCCAAAUAUUUGUAUAUCGGAAGGUGACGGAACAAAAAGAGAGCACGAAGGCGGGUGACCUGGGGGGCUCUGAGGUACUGGAACGCAUGACAAAAAAGAUUCACAUUUAUAAUAAAGCAUUGCGUUCAUAUCGUCGCAUUGCCUAGUGGCAUAGAGUAGAGGCGCUUACAGAAGUUGUACACAUGGGGAACAUUUUUAGUAGCCUAGGUUCUGGGAAAAAUGUGACCUUUUAUAAACGCAUUUCAUGCAACUCUACGUACUUUUACAACUGCAGACUUUGGCAGAAUAUUUUUUAAUACCACACAAAUGAUUGAAAUGACAAGCUAAUUUGACACUGACAAACUGAAAAUCCGAGUUUAUUAAAAAACAACCUAGUCUUGAAUUCAUCGAUAGCCUAGGCCUAGAUGUGUGGAGACACACAUAUUGUACAAUAUGAGGAAGAAAUUCCAGUCCUAAAAUAGCUUUCCAGUUCCACUGACUAACCCAUUGAUGUGCACUCGUGGCAAAAGCCCAUCUCUUUCUUAUUUUACUUUGUAAAACAAUGCUGUUCGCUCAAUAGGCCUAUUUGGAAGUUGAUCAAAUAUUUUGGCAGCCUACAGACAGAUUAGUCUUCUCUUUUCAAAUGGAGUAGUAUUCUGAAUUAUUUCAUUUCUUUCUGUACAGACAGCAGUAAUUCUAUAACUUUGGCACAUUUAUUUCAAUUUAUCAGGGGUGCUGAAUCUAUAAGGGAAAAUGGUCAUAUUAAAUAAUUGAACAAACAAAUGAUGAAGUACAAUGCUGGAGAGAUGAGAGUUGCAGGCUCAUGCCUUAAUAGGUUGUUGUUUGUUUAAAAUGGGACCAUGAUCAUUUCUCAGUAUCUUUCAUCUUUCAACAUAUUCUCACCAGACCUGGAUUAAAAUAGUAAUUGUUUUCUUUCAAAUAUGUUGAGUGUUUGAUUGAGACUGCCUGGAGGGCCUGUUUCACCUGGAGGGCGGGUCUUUCCACUUUAGGGUGACACACAAGAGAGAGGGAGAGAGAUCAUAGAAAGUUAAUCUCAUUCUAGUUCUGUGAGAGAUAGGCUACAGGCGUGCUUCUCUCUCUCACCACAGCAACGGCCAUGCGUUGGUCUCAAACAUAGGCUACAGUGUUGCGCAAACCUAAGCCCGGCCGGCCCAACCUGAAUAAAUUCUUAGAAUAGCCUAUAAGGUGCAGGCUGAAAAUCUAAUUAUUAACAUACUUUUUUUAGGGCGCAGGAAAAUUAAUGAGAAGGCAACUCGAAUUAACUCUGAUCGCUUUUAUUCGAAUUUUUACAUUGCAAACAGUGAAAGUUAUUUGUCAUGCCACAAGAGGUACCAAAUCCUGCCAAAUAGGUUCCGGAACGAAACAGUCCAAAAAUGAGAGGUGCUAGAUCCUGUUCUGGCAGGAUUCGUCUCAAAUUAAGCACUGGUAGUCUUUCUAAUUAACAGUUAUGUGUAAAAUAUAAGACCAAAUGCAGGGAUGGUUGCGAUGUCCAUAUUAGGACAGCCUCAGUCUCAGCAGCACUUGUUCUAAGCUGUCCGUACAUAUAUUUUGUAUGUACUGUAUCAUAUGAAUAUCAACAUUUUUACAACUAUGAUAUGGACUCAACAUCUACAGGUCAAUCUGUCUGUAUAGAUUGUAUAUUCUGCUGUUUUUAACGAAAUGCUGAGAAAAAAGUGACAUUGUUUAUCAACCUGAGAACUGUAGACGGCUGAUGAGAACAACCUAAGGUUAAUCUUUUCUCCAUGAGACUUAUUGUCUUAAUUCUUCAUCAAUGAUGAAAUAGUGGCAAAGAAAAUGACUGAAAAUGUGUUUUUUGUACAUAAGCCACAUUUCUAUAAUUUCUUUACCAAGUAGAUUAUAAUAAAGUUAUCAAUAUCAAUGGUUACAUACAAGUGUUGUUCAUUUUGAAGGACUAACAAAACAACAUCAGUGUUUAAUGGAUCUCGCAUCUUGAACAUAACAAAACAUUUACAUUAUAUAAAAAGUGUCAAAAGACUAUAUACAGUGCCUUCAGAAAGUAUUUAUACCCCUGACUUAUUCCACAUUUUGCUUUGUUACAGCCUGAGUUCAAACUUUUUCUCACCCAUCUACACACAAUACCCCAUAAUAACAAAGUGAAAACAUGCUUUUAGAAAUGUACAUAAGUAUUCACACCCGAGUCAAUACACGUUUGAAUGACAUUUGGCAACGAUUCCAGCUGAGAUUCUUUCUGGGUAAGUCUCUAAGAGCUUUUCACACCUGGAUUGUACAAUAUUUUCCCAUUAUUCUUUUCAAGCUCUGACAAAUUGGUUGUUGAUCAUUGCUAGACAACCAUUUUCAAGUCUUGCCAUAUAUUUUCAAGCAGAUUUAAGUCAAAACUGGAGCUCGGCCACUCAGGAACAUUCACUGUCUUCUUGGUAAGCAACUCCAGUGCAGAUUUGGCCUUGUGUUUUAGGUUAUUAUCCUGCUGAAAGGUGAAUCCAUCUCCCAGUGACUGGCAGAAAGCAGACUGAACCAGGUUUUCCUCUAGGAUUUUGCCUGUGCUUGGCUCCAUUCCGUUUAUUUUUUAUCCUGAAAAACUCCCCAGUCUGUAACGAUUACAAGCAUACCCAUAACAUGAUGCAGCCAUCACUAUGCUUGAAAAUAUGGAGCGUGGUACUCAGUAAUGUGUUGUAUUGGAUUUUCCCCAAACAUAACUCUUUGCAUUCAGGACAAAAAUGUAAUUGCUUUGCAAUUUUUUUGCAGUAUUACUUUAGUGCCUUAUUGCAAACAGGAAGCAUGUUGUCAAAUGUUUUUAUUCUGUACAGACUUCCUUCUUUUCACUCUGUCAAUUAGGUUAGCAUUGUGUAGUAACUACAAUGUUGUUGAUCCAUCCUCAGUUUUCUCCUAUAUUGCCAUUAAACUCUGUUUUAAAGUCACCAUUGGCCUCAUGGUGAAAUACCUCUCCGGCAACUGAGUUAGGAAGGACGCCUGUAUCUUUGUAGUGACUGGGUAUAUUGAUACACCCUCCAAAGUGUAAUUAAUAACUGAACCAUGCUCAAAGGGAUAUUCAAUAUCUGCUUUUUUUUUUUUUUUUUUUCAUCUACCAAUAGGUGCCCUUUGCGAGGCAUUGGAAAAGCCUCCCUGGUCUUUGUGGUUGAAUUUGUUUGAAAUUCACUGCUCGACUGAGGGACCUUACAGAUAAUUGUAUAUGUGGGCUACAGAGAUGAGGUUGUCAUUAAAAAAUAAUGUUAAACAUUAUGGCACACAGAGUGAGUCCAUGCAACGUAUUAUGUGACUUGUUAAGCACAUUUUUACUCCUGAACUUAUUUAGGCUUGCCAUAAUAAAAAGGGGUUGAAUACUUAUUGACUCAAGACAUUUCAGCUUUUCAUUUUUAAAUAAUUUGUAAACAUUUUGAAAAACAUAAUUCCACUUUGAAAUUAUGGGGUAUUGUGUGUAGGCCAGUGACAAAUAAUAUCCAUUUAAACCAUUUUAAAUUCAGGCUGUAACACAACAAAAUGUGGAAAAAGUCAAGGGGUAUGAAUACUUUCUGAAGGCACUGUAAAUUCCUAAAAAUCAAGGAUAUGUUGUUUUUACAAACAGAUCAUCUGCAUUGCGGGGUGUUUUCAGAAAAUGAAAAUCAUUGCAUAUCAAACAAUAACAUUUGCAUCAUCCUUAUCAUACUAAUAAUCAACUACAUUUACAUUUAAAAGCACUUCUCAUCCGAUGAGCCCAAAGCACAUUAAUGAAGAGUGGCUCAUUUAGUCCCACACCUGAGAAAAGUCCAACAUUAAACGAAACAUAACUUUUAAGUCUUUAUAAAGACUUCAUAAAACCUUUAUAAGGGUGACAUAUAAAUCAUUAAUAAGCAAACAGCAUGCCAUAUAAGUGUGGAUUGUGUUAAAUCCAACAAUGUACAGUACUAGUCAAAGGCUUGGACACACCUUCUCAUUCCAGGGUUUUUCUUUAUUUUUACUAUUUUCUACAUUUUAGAAUAAUAGUGAAGGCAUCAAAACUAUGAAAUAACACAUAUGGAAUCAUGUUGUAACCAAAAAAGUGUUAAACAAAUCAAAAUCUAUUUUAUAUUUGAGAUUCUUCAAAGUAGCCACCCUUUGCCUUGAUGACAGCUUUGCACACUCUUGGCAUUCUCUCAACCAGCUUCAUGAGGUAGUCACCUGGAAUUUACAUUUACAUUUUAGUAAUUUAGCAGACGCUCUUAUCUAGAGCGACUUACAGUUAGUGAGUGCAUACAUUUUUCAUACUGCCCCCCCGUGGGAAACAAACCCACAACCCUGGCGUUGCAAGCGCCAACCUCUACCAACUGAGCUACAGGAGGCCUUAAAUGCAUUUCAAUUAACAGGUGUGCCUUGUUAAAAGUUAAUAUGUGGAAUUUCUUUCCUUCUAAAUGUGUUUGAGCCAAUCAGUUGUGUUGUGACAAAGUAGGGGGGUAUACAGAAGAUAGCCCUAUUUGGUAAAAGACCAAGUCCAUAUUAUGGCAAGAACAGCUCAAAUAAGCAAAGAGAAACGACAGUCCAUCAUUACUUUAAGACAUGAAGGUCAGUCUACAGAACAUUUCAAGAACUUUGAAAGUUUCUUCAAGUGCAGUCGCAGAAACCAUCAAGCGCUAUGAUGAAACUGGCUCUCAUGAGGACCGCCACAGGAAAGGAACACCCAGAGUUACCUCUGCUGCAGAGGAUAAGUUCAUUAGAGUUACCAGCCUCAGAAAUUGCAGCCCAAAUAAAUGCUUCACAGAGUUCAAGUAACCUCUCAACAUCAACUAAUUAUAUCAUAAUUAAUUUAUGUAUUUGCUUACAAAUUAUUUGAGUGUACAAAACAUUAGGUCUUUCCAUGACAUAGACUGACCAGGUGAACCCAGGUGAAAGCUAUGAUCCCUUAUUGAUGUCACUUAAAUCCACUUCAAUCAGUGUAGUUGAAGUGGACGAGACAGGUUAAAUAAGGAUUUUUAGCCUUGAGACAAUUGCGACAUGGAUUGUGUGUGUGCCAUUCAAAGGGUGAAUGGGCAAGACAAAAUAUUUAAGUGCCUUUGAACGGGGUAUGGUAGUAGGUGCCAGGCGCACGGGUUUGAGUGUGUCAAGAACUGCAACGCUGCUGGAUUUUUCACGCUCAACUGCUCUUGUGUGUAUCAAAGGACAUCCAGCCAACUUGACACAACUGCGGGAAGAAUUGGAGUCAACAUACUGGGCAGAUGGCGUCGUGUGGGUGAGCGGUUUGCUGAUGUCAACGUUGUGAACAGCGUGCCCCAUGGUGGCGGUGGGGUUAUGGUAUGGGCAAGCAUAAGCUACGGACAACGAACACAAUUGCAUUUUAUCAAUGGCAAUUUGAAUGCACAGAGAUACUGUGACGAGAUCCUAAGGCCCAUUGUUGUGCCAUUCAUCCGCUGCCAUCACCUCAUGUUUCAGCAUGAUAAUGCACGGCCCCAUGUCACAAGGAUCUGUACACAAUUCCUGGAAGCUGAAAAUGUCCCAGUUCUUCCAUGGCCUGCAUACUUGCCAGACAUGUCACCCACAUAGCAUGUUAGGGAUGCUCUGGAUCAACGUGUACAACAGCGUGUUCCAGUUCCCGCCAAUAUCCAGCAACUUUGCACAGCAAUUGAAGAGGAGUGGGACAGCAUUCCACAGGCCAAAAUCAACAGCCUGAUCAACUCUCUGCGAAGGAGAUGUCGCACUGCAUGAGGCAAAUUGUGAUCACACCAGAUACUGACUGGUUUCCUAAUCCACGCCCCUACCUUUUUUUUUUUAAGGUAUCUGUGACCAACAGAUCUGUAUUCCCAGUCAUGUGAAAUCCAUAGAUUAGGGCCUAAUGAAUUUAUUUCAAUUGACUGAUUUCCUGUAACUCAAUUGCGCAUGUUGCAUGUUGUGUUUAUAUUUUUGUUCAGUGUAGUAUUUAUGAAGAUUUUAUGAAUGUUCUAUAAAGCCUUAAUAGGUUGUUGUUUGUUUAAAAUGGGACCAUGAUCAUUUCUCAGUAUAUUUCAUCUUUCAACAUAUUCUCACCAGACCAGGAUUCAAAUAGUAAUAGUUUUCUUUCAAAUAUGUUGAGUGUUUGAUUGAGACUGCCUGGAGUGCCUGUUUCACCUGGAGGGCGGGUUUUUUCACUUUAGGGUGACACACAAGCUUAAUUAAGCACAGCUGAAGCAUCUGAAAGCAAACAAAUAUUAUAUGAACCCAGGUCUGGUCUGGACAGCAUGGGAUUCUGUGAAGUGAACCCACCACUGUCACCCAAUCAACUGUAAAUAAUCAUUUUCAACCAGUCCUAAAAUCACCCAAUGGUGAACUGAAGAUCAUCAUCACUAUCCUCCACCACCUCUCCUUCCAUCCCUUCGUCCUCGUGACUCUCUGCCCUCGCCCUCUCGCUGGCCUGGAUGUAAUUAUCCUCUAUGAAGCCAUCGUCGUCAUCAGUAUCCAACCCUCGGUGGGUCCCAUUACCUCCACCUCCUCUGCCCACCAUGCCGUGCCCAGGGAAGGUCACCUCGUCUGGGCUGUGCUGGCUGGCUGUGUCCCCCUCGGGGAGCAACGAGUGGCGGUAGCUGGCUAG
This is a messenger RNA of Coregonus sp. 'balchen', 7859 nucleotides long. NCBI's taxonomy places the organism in Eukaryota, Metazoa, Chordata, Actinopteri, Salmoniformes, Salmonidae. The record is from the annotation of a GenBank genome assembly.